This is a messenger RNA of Polypterus senegalus (gray bichir), 4505 nucleotides long. Its product is annotated as teashirt homolog 2. The transcript is spliced from 2 exons. Gene Ontology annotation, molecular function: DNA-binding transcription factor activity, RNA polymerase II-specific; DNA binding. Gene Ontology annotation, cellular component: nucleus. The coding region runs from base 523 to 3624 and encodes 1033 amino acids. NCBI's taxonomy places the organism in Eukaryota, Metazoa, Chordata, Cladistia, Polypteriformes, Polypteridae. The record is from RefSeq and is a predicted model, not a curated record. Gene Ontology annotation, biological process: regulation of transcription by RNA polymerase II.
UCCCGCUUAUCUGCUGUAACAAAUGUCUCUCUGCCAUCAUCAAGUGCAGGCGAAGAGGGAGGAGUUUGUUAAUGUUCAGUUUGUUCUCUGGAUCGAUGUUUCCUGGCAUCGCCUCGCCCUGUCUGUGUAUGCAUGUUAUACUAUUCCAACCAAACACGCGCACUCUCUCGCUCUCUCUCACUCACGCUCUCUCUCUCUGUCCAUUAUAUAUCACACGGAGACUGGCAUCUGACAGCAACAGGGACAGCCUUCCCCUCCCAAAAAAAAAAGAAAGAAAAAAAGGGCGAAAGAAAUCCGCCAUAGAGCUGCGGCUCUCCGCCACAUAAAAGGCACCGCUGUCUGUGAUCUCUCUCUUUCCUUUCCGCUUUUCUCUUUUUCUUUUUACAUCACGCUUAUUGGAUUAAAACACAAGCCGAAGUGCCGCGAUCGGAGGAGCGCCGAGCGCCUCUGUAUGGACUGUGAGAGCGCCCAGACGCCGCGUAACUGUGGGUAGAGAAGUCAGCGCAAGUGCCCGGUGCGGAGAUGCCCAGGAGGAAACAGCAGGCGCCCAAGCGGGCAGCGGUGUACAUGCCUGAUGAAGAUGUCAAUAUUGAGGAAACGGCUGAAGGAGAUGAAAGUGACAAUGACGGUGCCACAGAAGAAAGUUGCCAGGAUGUUAAGGCCAGUUCAAAAGAGCUGGAAGACAAGGAAUUGGAUAACAAGAGUAGCUGUAGUUUCCAGAAUUCCCCACGAAGUGCUCUGUCCACUCAAGAAGUGGAGCUGGAGUCUCACCUCAGUGACCACAGUGAUCGGAUGGCUGACUUCAAGAGCAGCUCUCCUUCUAAAAGUCACAAAGAGGAAGACCCGAGCGGCCCAAAACUGAAGGAAGAGAUGCAAAACAGUCUGGAGAAAAUGAGAGCAGCUUAUGCCAACUUCCUUUCAGAUUCCUACUGGGCAGGAAUUGGCUUGGAUCUCAAAUCCACCAGUAACCCCAGUGGCCCGAGCUGUGACAGCACCAAUGGGAGCAGCAAGAGUGAAUUUGACUGGCACCAGGACGCUUUGUCAAAAACUCUGCAACAGACAUUGUCUCCCAAACCCAUCUCUAAGCCUAAUCUUUUUAGUUCUGUCCACCUCUACCGACAGAACAGCAAACCGUGCGGGACUGUGUUUACAGGUGCCAGCCGCUUCAGGUGCAAAGACUGCAGUGCAGCUUACGACUCCUUGGUGGAGCUGACCGUGCACAUGAACAAAAGUGGGCAUUAUCAGGACGACAACCAUAACAGAAAGAAAGAUGCAUCAACCUCCUGUUCAAAGACACGGAAAAGGAGUUUGCAAGACAUGGAGGGAAAAGAGGACGCCCAAAAGGUCCUCAAAUGCAUGUUCUGUGGCCAUUCAUUUGAUUCACUUCAAGAUUUAAGUGUCCAUAUGAUCAAAACUAAACAUUACCAGAAAGUGCCUUUGAAAGAACCAAUUCCUGUCAUUGCAUCAAAGUUAGUCCCACCCACCAAGAAACGGGCUUAUGAAACAGCUCGGCCUUGUUCACCAGAUUCAACCACAGGAAUAUCAGGUUAUGCAGAUUCCCCUAAAUCCUCUGCCUUUCACUUGUCCAAUAACAACCGUUAUGGCUACCAGAAUGGAGCCAGUUACACAUGGCAGUUUGAGACCUGCAAGUCUCAAAUACUGAAGUGCAUGGAGUGUGGAAGUUCUCACGAUACACUUCAACAGUUAACUACUCAUAUGAUGGUCACAGGUCAUUUUAUUAAAGUUACAAGUUCUGCAUCCAAAAAGGGAAAGCAGUUAGCCCUCGAUCCCAUAGCUGUAGAAAAAAUGCAGUCGUUGGCAGAGCCUCCGGCUAGUGAUACUCAGGCUGUUACAGAUGUGGGCAAAACAUCACCAAGCAUUGCAGGUUCAGAAGACUUGGAGAUAAAAAAAGAAGGUGCUGAUGUCACUGAUGACAUGAAAGUGGAAGAGAAAGGCCCUAAUGAAAGUAAACAUGAAGAAGGCGAGCGUAAGCAAGAAGAUGCCAUGUUCAAAUACCCGUACCUCCGAGAAGAAGACCUAGAGCACGAGGGUGAGGGAGGAGCGGAUAUUCUGAAAUCUCUGGCCAACACUGUGGCUUCAGCAAUUAACAAAGCUCAAACUGGCACACCAAGCUGGAGUGCGUACCCCAGCAUUCACGCUGCAUAUCAGCUGUCUGGAGUGAUAAAGAGUCCCUUACAGCCACCAGCUGCCCAGCCACUUCACUUGAAGCAAAGCUUUAACAGCAGGUUGAGACCAAUCGCUCCAAAGGGGAAAUUUUACCAGAACACUUCUGCCAUCGAGCCCUCUAACGUGUUUGUCAAAAAGGAGCAUUGCAGUGCCAGUAAGCGGACAGAUUCUCCCAUUUCCAACGCCACUGUGGAAGCUGCUCUAGACAACCACAUGCAGGAUGAAUUACCCGUUGUCUUAAAACGAGAAAGGGUACUUGGGAAAGAUGGAAGUGAUUCAAAGGAAAGCAAGCCAGAUCUUAUGGAAGAUAACAAGAAGUCUCAGCAGUCCCAGCCUUUCACUGCACUAAAUGGCUCCAGUGGUAUGUGUGCUUCCAUGAAUGACCCUCCCGAAGUUCUCAGUGUUAACCCACUUAGUGCUCUUCAGUCUGUUUUAAACAAUCACUUGGGCAAAGCCAAUAAGCCGUCCGGGCCAAGGCCUGAUUCUGUGCUAAGUGCUGGCACGGCAGCCAUGUUAUCCAAAAUUAACAGAAGCCUGAUGGAAAAGCCUGCUUUGGCCCCAGUCCCGCCUCAAGCCAGCAGGCUAGACAACCAUUUCCUUUUCGAAAGCAGUGACCAACCCAUUGAUCUGACCAAAUCCAAAAGCACCAAAAGCACGCCAACCUCUCAAGCACAGUCAUGCACUCCGGUACCGCAAAAGCACGCCCUAUCCGAUAUUGCCGACAUGGUGAAAGUUCUUCCAAAAGCUACUACCCCCAAACCCUCACCACCAUCAAGGAUGCCUUCUGUGAAGCUUGAAAGUGACGUGCGCCGCUUUGAGGAUGUGUCAGCUGAAGUCUAUUCUGUGCAUAAGAGGAAAGGCAGGCAGUCCAACUGGAACCCCCAACACCUGCUCAUUCUGCAGGCCCAGUUUGCAUCUAGCCUCUUCCAGACCUCAGAAGGCAAGUAUUUGCUGUCAGACUUGGGUCCUCAGGAACGAAUGCAUAUUGCCAAGUUUACUGGACUUUCUAUGACCACCAUUAGUCACUGGCUGGCCAAUGUCAAAUAUCAACUGAGAAAAACAGGAGGGACCAAAUUCCUGAAGAACAUGGACACUGGUCACCCAAUUUUCUACUGUAAUGACUGUGCCUCCCAGUUCAGGUCGCCCCCUGCUUUUAUCAGCCAUUUAGAGUCCCAUCUGGGCUUUCAAUUAAAAGACAUGAACAAGCUUCCCUCAGAGCCACAGACGCAAGCAGAGCCGGAAGUGCCCAAAGGGAUUGGAAUGGGGGUACGGGUGGCAGAAGCCCCCGUCACAGAAGAUGACGUGGACUCCAAGUUUAAGUGUAAGCUGUGCAGUCGAACAUUUGCCAGCAAUCACGCCGUCAAGCUGCACUUAAGUAAAACACACAGCAAAUCCCCAGAGAACCACUCACAAUAUGUCGAAGUGGAUAAAGAAUAGCAGUGUGUGUCAGUACAUGAAAGAGAGAACAGAAAACAAACAAGAGCUUGAGCUGUAAACAUUUCCACAAUCUUUUUUUUUAUUAUUAUUAUUAUUAUUAUUGUUAUUAUUAUUAUUUGUUGGUUUCUUGUAAUUGUUCAACUUGCGUUGCUUUUCUGAGCACACGUUGAUUUCCUUACAGUACAUGUUUCAAGUGGCAAUCUAAAUGUCUCCUACUUUGAACAAGUACAGCAACAUUUGAAUGUUAGAUCAGGAUGCCCUUGCUUGCUUCAGUUAGUCAUUUCGAGGCUCUGCGGGCUGUAAGCGUCAACGCGAGAGCCUUUCAAAAGUCGGGCUUCCGCAUGGGGGCACCCUAAUGUGACCUGUUGUCAGUAGCAAAACGUUUUACUGCUUGAAACAUGACAUGCCAGCGUUAGCAUGCAGUAAUGCUGGCCUGUGCUACUAUUUAUUUGUAUGAUAUUCCAAGAUAAUUUUAUUUCCUUAAAAUUGAUUAUUGCAUUUAAUGUAAUUUAAGUCGGUAAAACCAAUAUCUGCACCAAAACCAAUGUUCUUAAAGGCAGAUCUGGUGCCCCAUUUCCAUAUGCUAAAAUAUAUAUUACUUUGGUUAAAACAAAAGCAAGUCAAAAUCUUAAAAAAAAAAUGCUGUUGUGAUAUAGAGUAUAAAGAAGCACUUUAAUAAAUAUUUCAACACCUGUUAAGAUUUAGAAGCUGUUCAUGACUUUGACAUUUUACACAACCUGGAAAUGACAAUAUGUUUGAUUAAAUGUAAAUACUGUAGGACAAUAUUAGUAUGAGAUUCAUCUUAAAGGAAUAUGAGGAAACAAAAUGAGACCUGCACCUUUUGUACCAAUACAAAAUAAAGCGUUAACAUUUUCUAACAA